AUGAGUGAGGUUGGAGCAUCCUAUCGCAUACCUCUUUUACGAUCAAAACGCGAUGAAGCAAGUCGAAUUGAUGCAUCGAGGAAGAGGAAGCUUCUCGAGUUAUUCGCGGUUUGCGACAAUGAAGGCCCUAUACCUAAAAUUUCUAGGAUAGACCCCAAUGCUCCACCAACCACCGCCGCCGAAGCACAAUUUCUUGAGGCUUGCGAUAUCUUACAGGACCGGCCCUUCAAUGAAUCAAAUCUACCCAACCGACGACAGCUUAAAUUCGAUUCCCUAAAACAAAUAUCAUCAGUUCGCCAAGCGGGUAAAGAUCUCUCAGCAAGUGAUGGACCCAAUAAAAUAGAACAUUAUUUCAAGCGCGAUGGGAUAAUACCUCGGAAGAACCGUGGAAGUAGUCCAAUCGAGAACAGUAAUGAAGGACGAAACAUCGAGAAAAAUGGGAAUGACGUUGGAGCAACACCAGGGGCGGCUGCAGUAUCCAUGCAAAGAUCGUCUCCGAAGAGCUCGCAAAUUGGUCUACCAAGAGAGACUUCUGCCGAACUAAAUACAACAGUGGAGGAAACAUUUAAAAGUGCUAGUCGACCAGCGACAGCAGCACAAGAGGUACAGCCUGCUUUGACGAACAAGGAUUUUGAAAUCGACCGUAUUAAAAGAGUUGUUGAAAGUCCUCCUGGAAGUCCUGGGGUUGAUCCAAGGAAAGCAGUGCCGCCAUCUCCCGAGGAUGUUGCAAAUCUGCAAGAACCAGUUAUUUUUGGCGCGAAUGACGAGAAUCAUCAUGCUGCGACUGCCCAUUUACCACCGAAGGAGGUUCAGGAAGCUCGACUAGAAGAGAUUGAGAAGGCACGCGAUCAUAAGGGGGAAAGGCGAAGGCAAUCAAUUGCGGAUCCUCUCAGAGCUUCUGUGGAUCUAGUUUCUUCCCCAAGUUCAACAAUAGAUGCCCAUUCGACCACUACCCCUGCGCGACAUGAUGCCUCUGCGGGGACAAGUCCAGAGAAUGACAAUUCUCGGUCCGGAUACCUUGAACGCCCAGACGAUGAGAUUGAUGGCAAGAUCGCAACAGAGUCGAGGUCUAUUCGCGAGGACGUUGUCCAGAAGGAUGUGCACGACAGAAAGCAGAAGGCUCAAAAUGAGAUCUCUCGUACUGAAGUACUUGGUAGUAGUUCCAUAUCAGCUGAUGCUCAGCUACGUAUGGAAGACCAAGCCGCAUCUGGCUCCAUAGUUCCUGUGGUUGCUGAAAUAGCAGAUUCCCAAGCCUCGAGUUCACAGGACGUAGAGGAACCUAAAUUACUUGCAUCCGAGAUUAGUAAUGUCGAGAAGGAACCCACCAAGGACAAAAAUGAUGUCAGCGCAGACGUCCUGCGACGAGAUAAAACCCGAAGUGAGAACUCUCACGCAACUCCUAAGAUGGAGGAAGUACCAGACUCUGAGGGCGAUGGACAGACACCACAAGACGCUAUGGAUUUGGACGUGGCAACUGUGAAGGAUUCAUUCGAAAGUCAUACCACCCUGGACAGUAGUGCUAUCCUAAAUACAAAAGCAUCGGCUCCCGCUGGAGAGGCUUCAACACAGCCAUCAUCGAAUACUAAAUCGCCACCAUCAACACCAGCUCCUAUAACACGCAAAACAUCAUCCACACCCGCACCUGUUCAAGUACCAAUUGAGCGUAUGACAACAAGGGUCGCCUCCGGGGCAAUAAGACAUAAGUCUGUAUCCGAGAUUUUAGGUGAAACGCCCGCACCAAACAACUCCCCAACUUCGAUAAGAAGUCCUACUAGCAAGCCGGAUACUGGAUCGGCCGCUGACUCACCUUCAAGAGGGAGUACCCCAGGAUCUACUCGUAGCCUGCUCCAGAAAGCCAAAGAAAAGAGCCAAAGUCGUCUUUCAACUGUAGUGUUUGCUAAAAAGCCUUUCGGUUCUAGAGCUAAUGAUGCUACUAUGACAACUAUAGGAGCGCAUCUACAGCAAGCACACCCCCAAGAUGAUUAUUUUGCGUGUCUGUAUCUCAAUAGCCAUAAUACACAAAAAACAGGCUACCCCCCUCUGGAUGGUCUCCUACAGACUGCUCAUAAAACCAUCACGACCUCAAAUGCUUUUGUGCCCAUUACUGAAAAUCAAACGACAAGGAUUUUAAAGCGCAUAUAUGGACUUCAGAACAAUCACAAAUGGUCUUUACGCCAGCCGAAGCGAUCCGAGGAACCCGUUCGACCAACUACACAUUGGGAUGUUCUUCUUCAAGAAGCCAAAUGGAUGCGGACAGAUUUUCGAGAAGAACGGAAGUGGAAAAUGGCGGUGGCCAAGAACCUGGCAUAUGCUUGUGCAGAGUGGGUUGAAGCUAGCCCCGAGGAACGAAAAAUUCUACAAGUGAACGCUACUCGCCAACCCAUAUCCUUGGCAGAAAUCCCUGAAGAUGUUGAAAUGGGUGAUGCGACGAGUCAACUUCUCCCCCGUUCAACUCCCGAGCUGAUUCCCUCUGCAGAAGCCGAUUCGCCAAUGGACGACGUUGACGAAGAACUUCGCCUCACUAUUACGGAUACUGUCAGCCCCACUGCGAUAUUUGGUCUCCAGGAUGAUGAUGUUGUUUUUGGACUGAGUAGGUCACCAGCGACCGAUAAACUUUUAGAGGAAUUGCCUUUAUAUGGCGCUCCAUUGAGCGUUCCUUGUAAUGACUUGCCUACCUCUAAAGUUGAUCCUGAUCGCUUCUGGAGAAGGCCCGCGGUUGGUAUCAGUAAGUACGUAGAGGGCAGGAUGGAACUAAAAUUUCAAGGGCCUCCGCGCAAAAAGAGCAGAUUUGAGUACGAAGAGGACAGUGACGAUGAAGAUGUAGCAGUGGACCAAUCUAGGCGUGAGAGAUCAAUUUUACCACCCGAGCAGACCAAUAUAGGUUUAUUCGACCCCGCCAACAAGCAUAUCCGCGACCGCAUUCAUGCCGGACAUCAAUUCCGACCGCCUUCAGAAUUUCCAAUGCCAACGCAAAGUUUCUUCGAAUGCCGUCAAUGUUCACUAUGGACAUUUUCUGAGGACGAAGAGUUGGAGAGACUUGUGCGAGAGUAUGCUUAUAAUUGGUCACUUAUUUCCAAUAUGUUAUCAAGUCGAUCGCUACAGUCAUCAGGUGCCGAGAGACGUACGCCUUGGGAAUGCUUUGAACGCUGGAUAGCUUUAGAAGGUUUGCCUGCAGACAUGCAAAAGACUGCAUACUUUAAAGCCUACAACAACAGAUUGGAGGCAGCUCAACGAAAUCUACAGGUCAUGGCGACUCAAGUUCCCCAACAGCCCACCGCGAAUGGUCAACCAGCCGCACCUCGGAGGCGAACUACCACCAGCCAGCGUGUGGAAAAACGGAGAAACCAAAAACAUUUAGCAUUAGUUGAUGCCAUGAGAAAAUUAGCGAAGAAGCGCGAGAAUUCCGCUCAGAAACAGCAAUUAUCUGCCGCACAGGCCGCUGCAAGGAAGCCAGCCGAGCAACCCCAAACAUGGACACCCAUCAAGACUCCCCAAGAAUUUAGCCGUUUGAAACAUGACCGAGAUGAGCAAUUAAAGAAAAGCAUGGCUGCCUUCCAACAACGACAGGAACAAGUCAGAAGGGAGGCGCAAGCUCGCCAAAGAAAUGCAGCUCAGCAACAGGCUCAUCCUAAUGGCUUGCCACAACAACGUGGACCUGCUCUUCCAAACGGUCUCGUUCCUCCGAUUAGCCAGCCAAAUGGAAACGGCCAUCUCACUAUUCCAGGACAGAAUAGACCCCGGCCUCUUCCACCACAUAUGGGUGUGACGGGGCCGAUGCCUAACAACCUCCGCAUUCCACAAGCAAUGUCCAACGGUGUCCCACAAGCUCAAAUGCAGGGAGGUUUACCCUUAAAUCCCGCCCUUACCCCUGAACUUGCAGAUGGUGCUCGUCGUGUAUCCUUACAACAGAGACAACAACAGAUGCAAAAUAUGACGCAGCAACAGGGUAGCCCACAUCCAGGACAGGCUCAAAACUCCCCUUCACGAAUGAAUGGCAUGCCUACGCAGCCUGGAUUUAUGCCCAAUAAUAUGACAUCCUAUAAUAACAACAACAUCAACGGUAUGGCUGGUUCUCCAGGUAUAUCAACGCCUUCUCCUGCUCAAACAAGCUCUCCUCGAGUAGGCUUACCUCCUUCGGGAAUUCCUAACGGCGGUCUGCCUCCAAACAUUCCGUAUCUGGAGAUAGAACGAAAUGUCAGGAGAGCUAACCCACACGCAUCAGCCAGCGAAAUCCAUAAAUUGAUGGGUGAAAACAUAACUGCGUUUAACAACAACAAACACUUGCAACAACGAGGUUUAGUCCAGCCUCCAAGCGGCAUAGCAGCAAGCGCUAUGAAUGCAGCGGCUGGCAACAAUAAUUUGGGAAUGAAUGGUCAAGGAGGACAGCGGCCACCGAUCGGCAUUGAGAACGCUAGCCCGCAGAUGUAUGCCCAAAUGUUGAGCAAUCAUCACCAACAGAGAUUACAGAAUAGCCAGCAGCAGCAGCAGCAGCAGCAGCCCUCACAAGCUACAGGGAGCCAAAAUCAAGGACAAGGGGCGCAACAAAAUGGAGGAAAAUGA
Molecule: messenger RNA, 4560 nt
Organism: Sclerotinia sclerotiorum 1980 UF-70
Lineage: Eukaryota; Fungi; Ascomycota; Leotiomycetes; Helotiales; Sclerotiniaceae
Exons: 4
Coding region: 1-4560 (1519 amino acids)
Source: RefSeq, a predicted model, not a curated record